Messenger RNA from Lagopus muta (rock ptarmigan), 5823 nucleotides. RefSeq names its product aminopeptidase puromycin sensitive (gene NPEPPS). The coding region runs from base 2184 to 4625 and encodes 813 amino acids. Gene Ontology annotation, cellular component: cytoplasm. Gene Ontology annotation, molecular function: peptide binding; metalloaminopeptidase activity; zinc ion binding. The record is from RefSeq and is a predicted model, not a curated record. The transcript is spliced from 22 exons. Gene Ontology annotation, biological process: proteolysis; peptide catabolic process. Lineage: Eukaryota; Metazoa; Chordata; Aves; Galliformes; Phasianidae.
GCCGUGUUGCUCCGCGUCCGUCUGACAUCGGUUGGAACCGCUGGCGAGGCUCCACGUUUGGAAGUGUGUAACACAGAAAUUGGGAUCAUUAAUUGACGUUUCCAUCUCGUUACCGUGCCAUUUCAGGAAGUACUUUGUAGGAAGGCUGUAAUUUGUUUAAAAUGCUGUUGUAAAAUCUAAUCUGCAGCACUCCCAGUCCCGGAGAGUCGCUAGCUCUGAUUUGGAUGCUUUUUUUUCCAAGGCAGCUCUAGCAGCUUUGUAUUUUCUCAUGCUAUUUGGUCCAGACUGUGCACUAAUGUGCUGGUGAUUAACUUGCAACCUUGCAGUGCCAGACUCUCCAAAGUGAGCAGGCUGCCAAAACCGGGUUGUUCUCCUCAGGAGCUUUUUGUAUUCAGUGCUGUUAGGAAUUCGGACGGCCUUUAACUGCAAUUACAUCUUCGUUUGUGAGUGGUUCUCUUAAACGACAAGAAGCAUUGCUGGUGGUUUUCUGUGCUGCUUUUUGCUGUGGGUUUAAUUAUUAGUGCUGAGUCGUCAGUUUAGAGAGUGUAGCUUCAAAUCUUUCAUUUACAUUCUGUUCUUUUUGACGUGUGAAUGUAUCAGUAACUGCUUUGAGGACUAUGUGAGCCACCCCUGAGGGACAGUGAGGAGUAAAGCAGGGGAUAUCGAUCCUGCUGUAGCCUGGAAUAGAAAAACUCCAAGCCUACAUGCAGUAAGUGGAGGCAAUGGCUUUGCUGUUGGUGUGAGUUCAGUUGCAAUGGACCACAGCCCCUCCAUGAAGGGACUUUUCCAUUGCUGAGGGUACAGCUGGCUUCCCCCAGCGAGCAAACCCAAGCAGGUCUGUUUCAGCAGUUGAUCUCAUCCGGCUCACAGCUGAUCUUUAAACUCUCGCAGCUCCCCAUUACAGUGUGGAGUUGUUUUCCAUCCUGUAAAGAUCUUUGUCUGUUUGCACAGCUCGAGUUGUGUCAUGGUGCUGCCCUGCCCGAAGGCCGAGCGGCGCGGUGUGAAAGCAGCGCCGGUGUGGUUUGUGUGCUCUGUGAGCAGAGGGUGGUGUUUGCUCUGAUUGAAGGCUGACAGCAUCGUAUUCCAGAAAAAAAACCAAACCAACACGUCACGUUUUAUACAAAAUCAAACCAUGUCUCCAAUUACAUUUGCUAUCUAUACAACAGCUUAUCUGAACGUCUUGAGAACGUUCGGGCUGCCUCCGAAGCUGCGUACCUGGGUUCUGGUAGUGACACUUGAGCAGGGAAGGCAGGGCAUGCUGUAAAUCACAGCCUUGUUUUAAACGAGCCUUUCGCUCUGCAGUAGCUGUUCUGUUUUGUUCUGUUCUGUUUUGUCCCUUCUCUCUGCGAUUGUUCAGAAAGCAGCAUGUGUGUCUGUGUGCCUCCCAGGCUGAUGGUUGGUGACCCUGCCUGUGGCACAGGGUUGAAACUAGGUGAUCUUUAUGUUGUUUUCAACCCAGGCCGUUCUGUGGUUGCAGAGGCUGUUUGCUGCAUCGUUUUUGCUGCAUCGUUUUUGCUGCAUCGUUCUUCCUGGGUCAGUUCUGAAAAGCUCCCUGAGUUUCUCUGCCAUUUCAGCACCCAAACCUUGUUUUCCCAUCGGAUUUGCUGUUAGUGGAUGGGGUGGGCAGUUCGUGCUGGGAAUGCUGCCACUGGAUGCUGGUUUGGGCACUUUGUGGAUCUUCACAAACUGCUCUGACCUGCCAGAUAUUCGCUGUGAACCUGGAGUUACGCGUUCCUGCACGACGUUGCCGUGCCCAGGGUUACCCAGCUGGUUCAUUUGUGGCACUGACGUGCGGUCUCUGUUUCUGCUGAUCUGUUUUGGUGCAGAUUUGCAUUCCUUAGAGAUAGCUAGUUAUGGCAGCAGUUAAUUAUAGGGGGACAAAGAUAGCAGAACUUGCACAGCAAGGCCCCGUGCAGCUAUUUUAGAUGUGUGGUUGGAGGAGCGCCGUCGUGCAUCGCUUCGUGUGCCCCAGUGGCACUUGGGGAGCUGGGCAGGAAGGAGCACCAGGAGGAGCUGGCUCUGUCCACGGGCUGCAGGGCAGCUCUGCUCUGCUGCUUCCCUCCCCCAGCUCUCCUGCUUUGCUCUCAUAGUUGAGAUGUUUGCAUCUACAAAUAGAUCCCGACGCUGUGUGAAUGAAUGCCGGGCUGCUUAAUAUUCCAGUUGGUUUUGGAUGCCCUUGCUGAAUGGUGCACCAUCUCCAAGAGGUACACGCCACAGGGUUCAACUAUCAGAAUGAGGAUGAGAAGGUUACCCUCUCCUUUCCCAGUACCCUUCAGAAAGGGACGGGAACGUUGAAGAUAGACUUUGUAGGGGAGCUGAAUGAUAAAAUGAAAGGUUUUUACCGAAGUAAAUACACAACCCCUACUGGAGACACACGCUAUGCUGCUGUCACUCAGUUUGAGGCUACUGAUGCUCGCAGAGCUUUCCCUUGCUGGGAUGAGCCUGCUAUUAAGGCGACUUUUGAUAUUUCAUUGGUGGUUCCUAAAGACAGAGUAGCUUUGUCAAAUAUGAAUGUCAUUGACCGGAAGCCGUACCCAGAUGAUGAGAACCUGGUGGAAGUCAAGUUUGCUCGCACCCCCAUCAUGUCGACGUAUCUGGUGGCAUUUGUGGUGGGAGAAUAUGACUUUGUAGAGACCAGGUCCCUCGAUGGGGUCUUGGUGCGUGUUUACACUCCUGUGGGCAAAGCUGAGCAAGGAAAGUUUGCGUUAGAGGUUGCUGCUAAAACUCUGCCUUUUUAUAAGGACUACUUCAAUGUUCCUUACCCUCUUCCUAAAAUUGAUCUCAUAGCUAUUGCAGAUUUUGCUGCUGGUGCCAUGGAGAACUGGGGCCUUGUUACUUAUAGGGAGACUGCGUUGCUCAUUGACCCCAAAAAUUCCUGUUCUUCAUCUCGCCAGUGGGUGGCUCUGGUUGUGGGACACGAACUUGCUCAUCAGUGGUUUGGAAACCUCGUGACCAUGGAGUGGUGGACCCAUCUUUGGCUGAACGAAGGGUUUGCCUCCUGGAUUGAGUACCUGUGUGUCGAUCACUGCUUUCCAGAGUAUGACAUCUGGACUCAGUUUGUUUCUGCUGAUUACACACGAGCUCAGGAGCUCGAUGCCUUAGACAACAGUCACCCAAUUGAAGUUAGUGUUGGCCAUCCAUCCGAAGUAGAUGAAAUAUUUGAUGCUAUUUCUUACAGCAAGGGAGCAUCUGUGAUCCGAAUGCUGCACGACUACAUUGGUGAUGAGGACUUUCGGAAAGGAAUGAAUUUAUAUUUAACAAAGUUCCUGCAGAAGAAUGCAGCCACAGAGGACCUCUGGGAAAGCCUGGAAAAAGCUAGUGGUAAACCUAUUGCUGCUGUGAUGAACACAUGGACCAAACAAAUGGGAUUUCCACUCAUUUACGUGGAAGCUGAACAGCAAGAAGAUGACAAAGUGUUGAAGUUAGUCCAGAAGAAGUUCUGUGCCAGUGGACCAUAUGCUGGGGAGGAUUUCCCCAUGUGGAUGGUCCCCAUCAGUAUUUGUACGAGUGACGACCCCACCAGUGCCAAAAUGCAAGUGCUGAUGGACAAGCCAGAGCUGACCUUGGUUUUAAAAGAUGUAAAACCAGACCAGUGGGUGAAGCUGAACCUUGGCACAGUAGGCUUCUACCGCACGCAGUACAGCCCUGAGAUGCUGGAGAGUUUAAUACCAGCCAUCAAAGACCUCUCCCUACCCCCCGUGGACAGGCUCGGCCUGCAGAACGAUCUUUUCUCUCUGGCCCGAGCUGGAAUCAUUAGCACUGUAGAGGUUCUGAAAGUGAUGGAAGCGUUUGUGAAUGAGCCCAAUUACACGGUGUGGAGCGACCUCAGCUGUAACCUGGAGAUUCUCUCAACUCUCUUGUCCCACACAGACUUCUAUGAGGAAAUCCAGGUGUUUGUGAAAGAUGUCUUUUCACCAAUAGGGGAGAGACUGGGAUGGGACCCCAAACCUGGAGAGGGUCAUCUAGAUGCCCUUCUGAGAGGUCUGGUGCUGGGCAAACUUGGCAAAGCCGGGCACAAGGCUACCUUGGAAGAAGCCCGACGCCGGUUUAAAGACCACGUGGAAGGAAAAAACAUCCUGUCAGCUGACCUGAGGAGUCCUGUCUACGUCACUAUUUUGAAGCAUGGAGACAGCACUACUUUAGACACCAUGCUCAAGCUUCACAAGCAAGCAGACAUGCAGGAGGAGAAGAACCGAAUCGAGCGCGUCCUCGGGGCCAUCUCCCAGCCUGAGCUGAUUCAAAAAGUUCUCACCUUUGCACUUUCAGAAGAGGUACGUCCCCAGGACACCGUGUCUGUCAUCGGAGGAGUGGCUGGAGGCAGCAAGCAGGGGAGGAAAGCUGCUUGGAAGUUUGUACGAGACAACUGGGAGGAGCUCUAUAAUCGAUACCAGGGUGGAUUCUUGAUAUCCAGACUAAUAAAGCUGACAGUGGAUGGGUUUGCAAACGAUAAAAUGGCGGCGGAAGUCAAGGCUUUCUUCGAGAGCCACCCGGCGCCGUCGGCGGAGCGCACCGUGCAGCAGUGCUGCGAGAACAUCCUGCUGAACGCCGCCUGGCUGAAGAGGGACAGCGAGGACAUCCAUCAGUUCUUCGUGCAGAGGAAGGGGCCGCCCCCCGCCACGGCCUGAAGCCCCACCGCCUCCGUGGGGGGGGGGGGGAAGGAAGGAAGGAGGAGCCGCUGCCCCGCGGCCGAUCGAUACGCCAAGAAUUCGGAGUCUUUUUAUCUCAAGCGGACGGGGAUUGGACUGAAUGUAGUGAAGUGGUUCCUGCUCACACUCCAGAAUUAAAAUUGGAUGAAAAUUAAUCGCGAUUCAACGAAAAGAGGGGGAGAGGAGAAAGAGAGAGAAAGGAAAAAGGAAAAGAGAGAGGGAAAAAAAAAAAAAAAAGGAAAAAAAAAAUCUGUAAAUAUGAUAGUAAUAAAAUAGAGCAUAACAAAACUGUGAAACUUCCUCCAGCCUUGUCGGUGGUCACAAUAUUUAACAGCCCCUCCUCGUUGGCAGAUGUUCUGGUGGAUUUUGUUUGGUUUUCUGUUUUUUUUAAUGCCCUCCCCCCCUAAAAAAGAGGAAACCAGCAGAGCGAGGUCAGCAGAACUGGGGGCAGGAGAGGCUGGGCGCUCAGAAGGCAGGAGGCCAAACAGCUCCCAGCUCCCAGCACAAGGUUUGGGGCAGGAGAUGCUCCCACAACCCCCCCUCACCCCACAGAUCGCAGGCUCCCCCUUUUUUGUGUUACCUCUCAGCAGAAAGAAAACCCUCCUGCCGCUCUCUGCUCCUCGGUUCCACUUUGCUGAUAACGGGCUCGGAUGGAAACAUCUUCCAUAGCCGCUUCCGACGCCAUUCAGUCUCUCAUCCUUUUUCCUCCUGCCCCCUGCAUGCCCACAGGCGGCGCUUUGUGCCCGGCUCCCCGCUGCUGCCUGGGCCCCCGCUCUGCUCCGUGUCCCCACUCCCAGCCCGUCCCACCUCCUCGUAGCAGCAGUAGCUUCUCUUUCCUUCCUGUGAUGUCGAUGGUCAUUGGAUUCAGAAGCCUUAAACGAGUGCUGAUGAAGCCUGAGCUGCGUUUCCUUGGUGCGGGCUGCUCACCGCCACGAUGCCCUGACAAAAAAAGGUUGGAGCUCCGUACGGAUUUUUUUCCCCUUUCUUUAACAAGAAUUCAUCUUUGUUGUGGCUUCACUGCACUUCAGAAGGUCAGCAGACUGUCAGCCCGCUUCCCCCAAAACAUUUUUGUGCUCUUGUUUAAAGAAACAAACAAAAAACCCAACCAACCCAACAGAAAAACCACAAGGAAAAUUCCAAACAAGUUGGCGUUAAUAAAAAUGUCAAUGUGAAAUUC